AUGAAAUCUUUGGUCACUUCUGAAUCGGAGUAUUCCGAUAAUGAAAGUGGCCAAGUAUUAAAACUAAAAUCAGCCAUGUCUAAAGUCCGCCUUAGUGCUUUAUCCUGCUUACAAACUAUUUUCAAAAGAUGUAGAAAAGCUACAUCUUUAGGUUAUUGGCAUUACUUCAUACCUGAUAGUACUGAAAGCAAAGCUCCAAGCAUUUUCACAUGUAUUACCAAGGACAAUUCAAUAAAGUGUCGCCAGGGUGGCCUAUUCUUGCUAACAGCUCUAUUCGAUGGUUCAAAGUCCUAUCUAACGGCUGCAAAUUACAAGGAUAAAUCGAAUGGACCUUUUAUCUCGUUUUCCUUUACUUUAGCAUCUAUGCUACAUGAAGUACAUCGCUCUUUAAUUAAAUCUUUACAACAAGCAAAUUCCAAUCAAUUAAUACUUCAAAUUCUUAAAUGUCUAGCCGUUGUUGUUACAAAUACUCCAUACAAUAGAUUGCAGGAAGGUUUCUUAUCCAAGAUAAUCGAUAGUAUCUUACAUUAUAUGUAUAAAAAAGAUCACAACAUUCGAGUAGCAUUUCUAGCCUGUCUUACAUCAGUUAUUUCAACUGAAGGACCAUCAUCAGAAAUGCAACAAUUGCUUUCUGCAUCAGUGUAUCCUGGCUAUAACUUUAAACCUAUAGAUAAUGCUCAUCCGUUAUCAAAUCACUCGCCAUGGCUUAUAAAGUUAUGCAGUAAUCUGUUAUAUGAGUCUAAGCAAGUUACGAAUUUAGAUGAUAGUAUGAACAGUUUAUCACUGCAGUCGCCGAUAGCAGAGGAUGCACUGCAAGUCUUAAUUGUGUUUGCUGCUAAUUAUCCUCAAAUCGUACGGAAAUCAUUACAUGACCUUAAAAACAUUGCCUCUGAUUGCAUGGCUGAUGGUGAUCGUAAGAUUACAUUGUAUGCUGUUAAACUGCUGGAAGAAAUUGCUCGUAUUAGGCAACGGAACAUUGCUGAAGCGGACGCAAAUAAUAAGGAAGCAUAUUUGCUUGAAGCGGUUAAUUACUGGAAAUAUCUCUUGUCUGAUGUGUUGCAAAAUCUCUCACAACCCAGUGUUAACAGCACGAUCCGUGCUGCAGGUUGUGAUUGUUUAUCUAUGAUUGGAGCUGAAGUAUUUCAGGAAUUACCAAUGACAUUAAGAAUUUUCUGUAUGACUACAUUACUCACGCUCUGUAAAGAUGAGAACCCUUUCGUUAAGGCUUCAGCGGUACGAUGUGUAGGGGUUUUUACGAUGUACCCAAUGCUACGCGAUGACACCUCAUUUACUGCUGAUUGCGUAAUUGAAAUACUAAAUGCUAUUGAAAAUAGUCAGCUAAAUGUUCGAGUAAAGGCUGCAUGGUCUCUUGCUAAUGUAAUUGAUGCGAUGGUAGUAAAUAGAUCACAGUAUCAUGAAAACUUUUCUAUGAAGCUUAUAUCGAGAAUUUACGCAGUAAUUCUAAAAGCUACAGAUGACAAUGAUAAGAUUAAGUUUAACAUAAUGCGUGCUUUGGGAAAUAUGCUGCAGUUCCUAUCAAGUAAUCAUCUCGAGAAGGAAGAGUUUCAAGACUACAUCAGCAAGUCCAUGGCUCUUUUAAGUAAAAGUGUUGGAUCCGGGAUGAUGAAGGUGAGAUGGAAUGCUUGUAGCGCGUUAGGAAAGAUGUUUCAAAAUACCGCAAUUGCUGUAGGAGCUAUUAAGUGGACGACAUCGGUAUUUAACACGUUGAUGUUUGCUAUCGAAACUUGCAAGAACUUUAAAGUUCGUAUCACUGCCGCGCAAGCGUUGUCAUCUGCUUCCGAUCGAAGAUGCUAUGGAGACCCAGCACUUUAUGCUAGUAUAUGGAAAAGUUAUGUUGUCUGCUUGAGUAGUAGUGCUGUGACAACAGAUUUCAAUGAAUAUAGACACCUCAAUAAUCUUAAGGAUCAGGUAGCUAUGCAUUUAAAUCAUUGCGGACAUUAUCAUGUCCUUUUAAUUUAUUUUUACAAUAACCAAUUCAAUUCUUUUAUUUUGUAG
Trichoplax adhaerens is the source of this 2016-nucleotide messenger RNA. RefSeq lists its product as uncharacterized. NCBI's taxonomy places the organism in Eukaryota, Metazoa, Placozoa, Uniplacotomia, Trichoplacea, Trichoplacidae. The record is from RefSeq and is a predicted model, not a curated record. The coding region runs from base 1 to 2016 and encodes 671 amino acids. The transcript is spliced from 10 exons.